UACAUACCUACAUCCAUGAUACCUACAUUCCAAUGUUACAUUCGUCCCUCAACACCAAUUACACCGAUUGAAGGAUCGACCUUUUCUUUGCGCCGUCACCGACACAACCAGCAUAACAAAAUCAGUAACACCAUGAUAUUAGCUGUUCCAAGAAGCUUCUCUUCUGCUCCAGCUAUAGCUUCAAAGCUGGAAGUCAUCCCGACUCUUCCCAACUUCACGACAAAGCGAAGAGCGAUACUUGCUACAAAGAUCUGUCUACUUGCCUACUUUGCCUACUUACUCUGGAAUCUUGUCACGUACCAGGCUCUCCCUUCACCAUGGAUCCUAACGCCUUCUAUUCCCGAGGAGGCAGAGAUUCGAAGGAAACGAGCAUCUCACCGCCGCCCCCUCAACGAACAGGGUCUGCUUCGAGCUUGCACAAGCCUGGCCAUGUCAUUUCUCAUAGCCAUCGUUCAAGCUUCGCCGAGAACUUGAGGGGGCUGCCACCCUCGCCGCGAAAUCAAAGACAUCCAUCCUUUACUCAAGCAGCCAUUCAGGAACUACUCAAUCAUCCGCCAGCCCCGAGACAGCACAACCCUCGUUUCGCCGGCAGGGAUUGGCGCGAUAUCGCAAUCGGAGAGCUUGUGUCGAAAGAUGAAGUCUCCUGGGUCGAAAUGGAUACUAGCGUGGAAGAUGCGACGAUGGCGCUACUUAAGAAUACCUCGAGCAACGUUGUCAUCGUUAGAGAAAACGCCGCUAGCUCCGUUCCGGUCUCGACCUUCGAUUAUAAUGACCUGAACGCAUACAUCCUAGUCGUAGUCGGUUUGGCGCAUCCAAGUGAGGACUUGGUCGAAUUGUACGAUACAGUGGCGACGAAGGCCCAAGCCCGGGUUAGUAUCCCUCUUCGCGAAGUCCAGCCAAUAUUCCGGAAAGAGUCGCUCGUUACCUUAGAAGGGGACGAAGAUCUAGCCAAAGCGAUUGAGGUUUUCGGUAGCGGCGUACACCGAGCGCUCGUCACCAAUCAUGACGGGGAAGUUGUUGGUAUCCUAAGCCAGUUGAAACUUAUCGAAUUCUUCUGGAAUGAAGGGGUUAAUUUCCGUGUCAUCGAUGAUCUCUACCCCAAGCUCUUGCGCGAUGUUGGCGUUGGAUCGCAACAGAUAAUAGCUAUUAAUGCGGACAGCCCUUUGACAGAAGCCCUCAAUCUUAUGAACCAAGAAGGCCUAUCAAGCGUAGCUGUCGUCGACAAUGGCUUAAAUGUCGUUGGUAACAUUUCUAGCGCGGAUGUCAAACACCUUACUAACGCUGCGAGCUUCCCGCUAUUGCAGAAUUCAUGUAUGCAUUUCAUAUCGGUCAUCUUGACUGAACAGGGUGUUGAGAAAGGCAAGGAUUCGUUCCCUGUCUUCCAUGUCAAUCCCUACUCGACGCUGGCGCACACGGUGGCCAAACUCGUGGCUACUCAUUCACAUAGAAUGUGGAUAGUGGAAUCAGCUUCUCCAUCACCUUCCGCACCCGGGACCCCUUCGCUAGGGCCCACCGUCUUCGUCCCGACUCCUUCUUCUUCGCAGACAUCUCUUACCGGUAGUCACUUCCCUUCCGUCCCCCCGGCUUCCACUUUACCUGGGUCUCAUUUGUCGGGCCGCCUGAUCGGUGUUGUUACCUUGACGGAUAUUCUUAAUCUGUUUGCGAGGUCCACCGGACUGAACCCAUCAGAUCCGAGCGAGCAACGAGCAAGAAGGCGGAGGAGCUCUAGCAGUUCUGUUCGCCCGUCUAUCGAGUCUACGCGUGCUAGCCUAGAUAUUCGACGUUAAAAGAUGCCAGGCUGUCGAGUAGUGCAUGGCAAGAAUCGGGGGGAAAGAGAACCUAAAUGUUGUUUAGGGGUUGGCAGGGUUACAAUACACAGCAGUAUGGUGUCACCGUGAUCCUAUUCUUAUCUCAGGGCUCUUUCUUAUUUCCACAUCAGCAGUAGAGAGGGGGUUUUGGUGAUGUUCUUUUUACGUCCCAUCUAUUCCAAAGCGCAAUGACGUUUACGAGAUACGCCGUUGGGAGUCCGUGGCGUUACUUCCGGGUUUCUCUUUACAAGGAUCAUAGUCGGAGUUAGACAUAUUCAAAUAUUACCAAUGCGUGCUUGUCCCUCUCGUUUCUUUCGGCAGUGAUACCUGGCUAGGUGAUAUCAAACUUUUGAUGGUGAUAUUAUGUUUACAUUCUGCACGACGUAUGUAACGUAAGAUUUAAAUGUUUAAUACAAUGAACAAUAGCAUAA
This is a messenger RNA of Annulohypoxylon truncatum, 2239 nucleotides long. RefSeq lists its product as uncharacterized. The transcript is spliced from 4 exons. Gene Ontology annotation, biological process: cellular response to glucose starvation; regulation of mitotic metaphase/anaphase transition. The record is from RefSeq and is a predicted model, not a curated record. The coding region runs from base 318 to 1787 and encodes 489 amino acids. Gene Ontology annotation, molecular function: protein serine/threonine phosphatase inhibitor activity. Lineage: Eukaryota; Fungi; Ascomycota; Sordariomycetes; Xylariales; Hypoxylaceae.